This is a messenger RNA of Saccoglossus kowalevskii, 3350 nucleotides long. Its product is annotated as IQ motif and ubiquitin-like domain-containing protein. The record is from RefSeq and is a predicted model, not a curated record. NCBI's taxonomy places the organism in Eukaryota, Metazoa, Hemichordata, Enteropneusta, Harrimaniidae. Gene Ontology annotation, biological process: cilium assembly; flagellated sperm motility. Gene Ontology annotation, cellular component: acrosomal vesicle; motile cilium. Gene Ontology annotation, molecular function: protein binding.
CUCGCCUUAGAAACCUGACGUCACACAAACAGAACGGGCUCAUAAACAGUGGUGUUUCCGUGGCUAUGAACGAAUGUGUGCCAAAACGUUAAAAUCUGCCGGUUUGCGAUUUUUGUGGAUGACUUUAUAAAAUUAGUCUUCAAGAAAAGUAGUUAUGGCGGACGAAGAAAAGCCCCUGGAAGAGGAGCCUACAGAACAAGAAGCUACGGUCCCUGGCGAAGAAAUCGUCGAGGAGUCUGCUGAAACACCUGCAAACGCUGGAGUAAGUAAGGAUGAACAAGCUGAGGCACAACAGACAGAAAUUACAGAAGAGGAAAAACCAGCUGAGCCAGAAAAUAAUGACAGCGAUGCUAAAAGGGAAACAGAUGGAGAAAAAGAAAAUAUAGAGGAACAGACUGAAGAAAAAGAGAAUGUAGAAGAGCAGAAAAAUGAAACAGAGAAAAUGGAAGAGCAGAAAGAUGAAGCAGAGAUAACAGGAGAGGAGAAAGAAGAAACUAAAGCUGAGGAAACAACUGAUGAAGCUAAAGAGGAUAAUGCUGAAAAAGUCGGUGAAGAUGAGACAGAAGAGGCAGCUGGAAAAGAUGAUGGUGGUGACGAUGCUAAGAAAGAAGAAAAUGAAAAAGAUGAAGGAGAGAAAAAGGAAGAAAGUGGGGAAGCAACAACUGAGAAGCCUGUGGAAGAAAAAAAUGAACAAGAUACUGAGUCACAGAAGCCUGAAACAGCUGACGAAGGUGAGGAAGACAAAGAAGCAGGUAAAGAUGGUGUGAUUGAAACAAAAGAAGGGGGAACUGCUGAAAAUGAGGUACAGCCUGCUGGUGAGAAGGAAGAAAAAGAUGCACCCAAAGAACCAAAGGACGAUGCUGGUGACAAACAAGCUGAAGAGUCUGUGCCUCCAAUGGAAGUGGUUGUUGAACCAAAGGAAAGUAGCAAUUUAGAGAAAUUACCUGAAAAUGAAAAGCCAACAACUGAAAAUGUGGCUGCUGAAACUGAAGAAACUAACGAGAAACAUGAAACUGACCCCCAUGCAGCUUCGCCACCACCAAAAGAACUUGUUGAUGCUACAGCUACAGUCAAAUUUGUUCUGAUGCCUAGUGGACAAGUUACAACCCUUGCCUGUGGUCUUGGACAACGUGUUGAACAGUUGAAAGAACACUUCUCUGUUGAGUUAAAAAUGCCAGUUGAUGUAUUGGUAUUGAUGUAUGAUGGUAAAUCUAUGGGUAAUGAUACCACACUAGGUGAACUAGGAGUUGGCCCAAAUGCCACUGUGCAGUUAGAAAUCACAUCAGCAGAUCCACUCAAUACCCCACUAAAACCAUUGAGGCCAAAACCUGAGUAUGUCAUGCCAGAUGUUAUCACUGUCAGAGUCCAAAAAGAUGAUGGUAGCGUAGAAGACGUUGUAGUUGAGAUAGAACGGGCUAGAAGACGAAAACCCUACCUUGGUGGCUAUAGACAUAGACUUACAGCUUUAGAGUACCACCAUGCAUCUGCACAAACAAGGCCUAAAAUACGACCUGAUAAUGGAAUAGAAAAAUUUUGCCGAGACACACAGACUGUGAAAGAAAGCCAACAGCGACAACAGACAAUGACAGAUACAUCAACACAGAUGACCGGUAUUGGAGUUUUUGUCACUAAUAUGUCUGAUAUCUUGGUGGUACCUGGGAAAUACACAACUGCUGAUGAACACCUUGCCAUGAUAGUUAAAAAAAUUAUACUUCUACAAUGCUACUUCAGGAGGUGGAAAGCCAAGCGAACUGUUGAAAUUAUGAGAAAGGAUCUUGCAGAGAGGCUGCAGUGGGAACGUGAAGAGGAAAUUCGCAAAAUUAAAGAAAAAGAAGAUAGAAUCAAGAAGGAAUUUGAGAGGAGGAUGAAUCCUAAGUCAAAAGAAGAUUUUGAUCUUUUAUAUCAUGCAUUAGAAAAAUGGCGUCAAGAAGAAUUGGAGGUAAUCAACUCAACGAUGACUGGUGCUCAAAGGAAAGCUGCCUUAUGUCACUUAUUAGAUCAAGAAACUCAACUAAUUGCUGCUAUUGGUCGACAUAAAAUCCAGGCAGAUACAGAAAAUAAACAGAAGAGAAUAGAGCGAUUCUUAGACAAAUGUGCGUCACCAAAGAAGUGGAAAGCCUAUGAUGGCAAGACGACUGAGAUGGACACAGCAUUCACGAUCAGAGCCAGAGAGCUGAAAGAUAUUCAUAGUAGUAUUAAUAUGAAAUAUUUAACUCAGGAUGAACGGCUAGAUGUUUUAUUGACACUUAAACAUACAGUUAAGGAACAUGACUGUAAGCUAACACAAGAAAUUAUUGAGUUAAUUGAUAGAGAAGCAGAUUUGCUAAUGAGAGGUGUAAAAGAAUCCAAUUUGGAAGGGCUUCGUAAAAGAAUCUCUACCUUGUUUCUGCAAUACAUUAAAACUCCAACAUUCAAUGCUGAAGCUGCUAGAUUGCUCAAGGUGCCACAAGAUCCUGCCACCUUGCGUAAAAAUAUCUAUUUCUGUUCAAGCUGUAACCAAUACUUGCCGUCAACAGACUUCUCUUUGUCAUCGAAUGCCAGAGUUGUUGGUAAAUGUAGACAGUGUACUAAAUUAGAUAAUGAUGGUCGAACCCGCCAGGAUUAUUCUCAUUAUCGAUAUUUGCUCAAGAAUGUACGCAAGUCAGAAGAAAAUUUUGGAGACGACUCCAGGAUUGCUUUCCUCCUGCAGGAGGUUGAUUUGCGUUAUUUGGUUGAGAACAUCUGGGGCUCUCAGAGUGCUCUCAGUGCAUGGGAUGAUUUGUAUGAUCUUGUACUGGUCCGAUGGGACAGAGGCGAGGAAUGGUCGCCAUGGAAUUGUAUACUGUUAACUAAAGACGAAGCUGCUGCACAUGUCAAAUUGGAGGAAGUAGAAGAGUCUUAUGGACGUGUGUUUUGUCACAAAAUCCGCUCAAAACACACACUGGCGAGGAAUUACUUCUCACGUCUUCCUGGUAUGGCUGAACAUAUGAGGAAAAAAGCUGGGCAACCCAAAGCUGGGAAUUCUCUUGGCAGUCGAGCUGUAACAUUACAGUCAUUAAGAGCAUAAAUAAUGGCUUGUUGAUGUUAUUAUGACUACAUCAUGCAUGUUCAAGAAACCCAUAGUUGUGUCCUAAGCUAUAUAUUAAAUAAUUAUCAAGAAACCUACAAAUUUAGUUACUGUUACAUUUACAUGACUGGUACAGAGCUCAGCUAAUCGUGUACCGGUAAACAUGCUUUGAAUCAAUUAACAUAAUAAAUAAUUAUAAUGUAAAUAUUUGAACAAAUUUUUCAUUUUCUCAAUUUCAAACCUUGAACUGUGUACAUUGUGUAUUUGGAAGUUGCUGACAUUUUAUAUUGAAAUGAAUUAUUUU